AGCGGCUUUGUCGGAGGAAAAAUUGCGUAAAAACCCUGGAAUGGACGAUAUUACGAGAUUCAAACAGUGGGCAUCCAAGAUGGGCUGCGCACCGGGCAGUGUUCCUCCUGAUGAUACGCUGAAAAGAGCAUUUCGCGGGGAUCAGAGCACAAUGCUAAAACACAUCAUGCAGAAGGUGCGCCCCCGACAGGAGAUCUCGCUGAUGCGCAAGAAUGUGCUGGUUAAGAAGCUACAGGAACACAAGCAAACGGAUAGGAUCGUUUUGAACUCUAUGCUACACCGGCUUCCCGUGGAACUGCAGCGCUUUGAGAAGAUAAAGAAACUGAAGGGAAAGAUCGAGGAAACCCGAGCUCGUCUCAACACUUCGAAAGCCUGCGUCGAGUCGAUCGGUUUGCAUAUCAAGGAGAAAAAUGCUGUUAAACUUCAGAUGGCUCGAUGUUUAGAGGAGCUUCAUUCCAAGGCCGCGCUUUACACAACCCACGAAGUGGCGCUCAAGGGUAGCAUCGAGAAGGAGGAGCAGCUUGCGGACCGGCUCGAUCGUAUCAUGCCGGCCAGAGGAUUCGAGCCCACGUCAUCCGCCGAAACACCCGAGCUAGCCAUCGAACGAUGCAUCGAACUGUUGGGACAAUUUUACGAGCACUUGAAGAGUUCAACGAAAAAAGAGGAAAGCUGGCUGCUACAGGAGCAGCUGUGGGCCAGCAUGCGCGAGGUGCUCCGCGGUAUUCCAAACCACCUUCUAUGGGGUGUGCUACUAAAGCUGAAGGAGGACCAUUUGCGACAAAUUUCCGAGGAAGACAAUCGGCAGGCAGAGCUCGAACGGACCGGGAACACAAUCUCCGAUCGUGACCUGGUGCAAGUUAGCAAAUCCAAGCUUUACGCGACCCACAUCGGUAUUUUUCUGGACUUGGCCACCCAACGGCAGCUGGUGAGCGCUACGAAGGAGAACUAUCUGGCCAAGUACACCUCCUGCACCGGGGAGCUCGAGGCAAAGAUGGCUCUUCUCAACGAGAUUGACGACGAAGCGGAAGAAACGCUCGAGGAGUACCUGAUGCAGUGGAACUCGCGGGUUUACAACCAAGGCCAGAUCGUCUUCCUGGAGGCGGAGAUCGAGCGCAAGAAGCAAGAGAUAGCCGUGUACGAUCAAAAGAUCCAGAAUCACGACCAACUGCUGUCGCAGUUGCGCGGCAUUUACGCACGAAUCGACGACAUCUCGAAACACAUGGAAGAAGAACUGGACCUAGUGCGGCAGAUUAAGCAGAAGGUAGCCUACUCGAAGUACGUUAGCCAGCGCACCGUGCACGGUUUACGCCAGAAGGGAUCCAACAACAAUCAGACGCUUAACGUUAGCGACCAGUCAAUGAGCCGGAUGGACAGCACCAUCAUUGGGACACCGGUCCCGACCGGAUCGACCUACACACCGGCCAUUCUGCCGGUGUUUGUGCGCGAACUAGAAGUGUUCCGCACUCUUCCAUACGGGCUCUACGGUGGCCAGUCGAAGUUGGUGCGUUACUGCCUCGAACCGAACCCGGCCGUGUUCUGUGAACGCUCGACCGCCGACCUGACGCUGCUGCCGAGCAGUGCCACGAGCGCAGACGCAUCAUUGAAACAGUUUGGCGCACUGGUAGCGCUAGAACAUCACGUUAACGAGGCCACUGCCGAAUCACACGUAGCCUGUGAGCUCACCAUCGAUCAGGCAGAGCUGCAGCAGCGCUGGCAGGGCAACCAUGGUCGGAUCUGUGAGCUGCUGGAUGAAAUCGACCUCAUCAGCAACAGUAUCCGGCAGGUGUUAGACAAGGCCCGUAGCUACUACAAUUUCAGCAUUGCCAACAGUUUGCGCCAGUUCGUGCCACCGACGCGGCUAUUCAAUGGUCGCAACUACCGGGAGUACGAGAGCGAGUAUAUGAUGUACUACCGCAUGAUCAAUGGUUUCGGUGGACACUGAACAGCAGUGAAGCAGUGUGAAGUGGCUCGGUUCAAAGUAUCAUUUUAUUAUAAAAAAAAACCACGAACGAACAUACAACUGGCGGAACAUACA
Messenger RNA from Anopheles aquasalis, 2035 nucleotides. It is a transcript of the gene dgt5, whose product is annotated as dim gamma-tubulin 5. Lineage: Eukaryota; Metazoa; Arthropoda; Insecta; Diptera; Culicidae. The record is from RefSeq and is a predicted model, not a curated record.